GCCGGCUUGGAUUUUUAUAUAUAAAGGUUGAUUCGACGCCAAACGGCUUUAGUCACAAGACGACUCAACACGGGGUAGGUGUUUUGGUUUAUCAAUUGUAGGACCAACUCAUAACGCACCACCACCAUGUGUGACGACGAGGAUCAGGUAGCACUGGUGUGCGACAAUGGCUCCGGCAUGGUCAAGGCUGGCUUCGCCGGUGACGACGCUCCCCGCGCCGUCUUCCCCUCCAUCGUCGGCCGCGCCCGUCACCAGGGUGUGAUGGUCGGUAUGGGUCAGAAGGACGCCUACGUCGGUGAUGAGGCCCAGAGCAAGCGAGGUAUCCUCACUCUCAAGUACCCCAUCGAGCACGGCAUCAUUACCAACUGGGACGACAUGGAAAAGAUCUGGUACCACACCUUCUACAAUGAGCUCCGUGUUGCCCCUGAGGAGUCCCCCACAAUGUUGACUGAGGCUCCCCUCAACCCCAAGGCCAACCGUGAGAAGAUGACACAGAUCAUGUUUGAGUCCUUCACCAUGCCUGCCAUGUACGUGACCAUCCAGGCCGUGCUGUCCCUGUACGCCUCUGGUCGUACCACUGGUCUGGUGUGUGACUCUGGUGAUGGUGUUUCUCACAUGGUCCCCGUCUAUGAAGGUUUUGCUCUCCCUCAUGCCAUCCUUCGUCUUGACCUGGCUGGUCGUGACCUGACCAACUACCUCAUGAAGAUCAUGACUGAGCGUGGCUACUCCUUCACCACCACUGCUGAGCGUGAGAUCGUUCGUGACAUCAAGGAGAAACUUUGCUACAUCGCCCUCGACUUUGAGAAUGAGAUGAAUGUUGCUGCUGCUUCCUCAUCCCUGGACAAGUCCUACGAACUUCCUGACGGUCAGGUCAUCACCAUCGGCAACGAGCGUUUCCGUGCUCCUGAGGCUCUCUUCCAGCCUUCCUUCCUGGGUAUGGAAUCUGCUGGUGUUCACGAGACUGUACACAGCUCCAUCAUGAGGUGCGAUAUUGACAUUAGGAAGGACCUGUUCGCCAACGUUGUCAUGUCUGGUGGUACCACCAUGUACCCCGGUAUUGCUGACCGCAUGCAGAAGGAAAUCACUGCUCUGGCUCCCUCCACCAUCAAGAUCAAGAUCAUUGCGCCUCCCGAGCGUAAGUACUCUGUAUGGAUCGGUGGCUCCAUCCUGGCUUCUCUGUCCACCUUCCAGACCAUGUGGAUCACCAAGGAGGAGUACGACGAGUCCGGCCCCGGCAUUGUCCACCGCAAGUGCUUCUAAAUUCCAUAUGCAUUAUUUUGAUAUAUUUUAUGUACUCCUCAUUUCUGAGAGACACGUGAAGUAUACUUGAGAACUGUGUACAACUACUGUGAAAUGUAUGAUUGGUUAAUAAAAAAAAAGUACUAUUGA
Messenger RNA from Homarus americanus (American lobster), 1389 nucleotides. RefSeq names its product actin-like. The record is from RefSeq and is a predicted model, not a curated record. Lineage: Eukaryota; Metazoa; Arthropoda; Malacostraca; Decapoda; Nephropidae. The transcript is spliced from 2 exons. Bases 127 to 1260 code for a protein of 377 amino acids.